Messenger RNA from Callithrix jacchus (white-tufted-ear marmoset), 2324 nucleotides. RefSeq names its product transmembrane epididymal protein 1 (gene TEDDM1). The record is from RefSeq and is a predicted model, not a curated record. Lineage: Eukaryota; Metazoa; Chordata; Mammalia; Primates; Cebidae.
CAGAACCUGAAGUGGCUGCAUAAAGUGAGGCUGUACAUGAGUUUUGCACGUCUCUCCUUCGGUGGACAGAUUGAAGGUUCCAUGGGAACCUUUAUUGGUCAUGUGUAUCCAGGGCUGUUUCUGUUCUUACAUGGACUGUAUCAGGCAGUAGUAAUCUCCAAAGCUGUAAUAUUCAGUGACUCUCUCCUGUAUCCAUCUCCUCCCAGGAGUAAGGGAAGAUGUGCCAGGCUAUGGAAAAUAUCCUAUGGAGGUCUGUUGAAGAUGGUGACUGGCUGCCUCUUGACAGUUUAUGAGGUCAGCUGCGUUAAAGGAGGGCUGAUAUUGAUGAACAGGGAACUGCCACCAACGUUCAUGUACCCCAAAGAGUGGCAGCACCUCACCAUGUUCAUCCUCCUCACUCUCAAUGGCUGUGUGGACUUUGUGAGCAAGAACGUGCUGCCUCAGAGGUGUGUGGGCCUAGAAAAAGGUACCCUGGUCCUGAUUAUCUAUGAGCUCCUGCUGCUGAUGGUGUCACAUGUUAAAGAAUCGGAAGGGGUGGAGCUGCACGUGCACUCUCUGCUCAUCCUGGUGGUGUUCCUGCUGUUGCUGGUGUUCACUGCAGAGCUGUGGGCUCCCAACAUGCCUCAUCUCCAGCUGAUGGAGACCUUUCUGAUCCUGAUGAUGGGCUCCUGGCUGAUACAGGCGGGCUUUAUUCUAUACAGACCUGUCUCUGGCUACCCAUGGCAGGACGACGACAUCAGUGACAUCAUGUUUGUCACCACCUUCUUCUGCUGGCAUGUGAUGAUCGAUGCCUUGUGCCUGUUGGGAAUCUAUGGCUUCUCUUCCUUUUGGCAUCGUUGUUACACUCCCAGCUUAAAGCUGACGGGGCCCAAGGAAGCUCCGUAUUACGCAAGCCCUCCAGGACCCCUCUACAAGUUGCUGCAGGAAGUGGAGCAGUCAGAGAAAGAGGACCAGGUCCUCCUUUUUUCAAAGAGCUCCCCCGAGACAGGGCCUACAGUGGCUGGCACAUCAUCCACCUCGCCUUCCUCCUGUGGGCUCCUCAGCCACGAGCAUGGCACCCUCCUUGGUGAAGGUAACGGCCUUGAAGGCUAGCAGUCGGUCCCAUCUGCUGAUGCAUUUUCUUUUCUUUUCUUUUCUUUUUAUUUUUGAGACAGAGUCUUGCUCUGUUGCCCAAGGUGGAGUGCAAUGGCACAGUCUCGGCUCACUGCAACCUCCGCCUCCUGGGUUCAAGCGAUUUUCUGCUUCAGCCUCCCGAAUAGCUGAGAUUACAGGUGUCCGCCACCAUGUCCGUGCUAGUGCAUUUUCUAUCCCUGAGACUGUAAUUACUGAGAAGAUACUGAGGGAGGGAUUGAGAGAGACGAUAAUGAGAUUUGGGGGAGGGAGGAAAAAGGACCAGGAGAACAAAUUAGUGAGCAAGAAAAGCCGCUGGGGAAGAGACCUCAACAAAAGGAAGGAAGGGCUGUGGAGGGAGGAGAACAGGGUCUGGCAGUUAUGCUGUCACUAGUGGCUUCAUCAGCCACGAGGGAUUGCCUCUUACCUGAAGGAAUGAAGACUUCUCACAGCUCAGAACUGGAACUAUUCAAGUCCCAUCUUGAUAAAGAAAAGUGGGUACUUGCUGUGUUCACCAACGUGGUGCCACUGUGUGGAGGUGGCAUGCCAGAAUUUAUAAUUAAUUCAUACAGGCUGAAAUUAUGCUCGUUUUGCCUCCUCCUCUCCCCCUAGCUUUCAAGAAUUGGCUUCAUUUCAAAUUUUACAUAUAAAGUGAGACUUUUAAAAUAACUUAAUAACAUUUCAAAUUUCCAUAGUUCAAAUUUUUAUAGAAUUCAAAUGCUUGGUGCUUUCCUGACUUCUCAUAUUAUCACUCUCACUCCAGCCCAAACUUUCCUGUUUCACCAUGACCACCUUGCACAUGCAAUUCUUGAGUCUGCUAAUUUCUUUUCUUUGCAAAUCACAGCCAGUCAUCCUGCAGUCACAUAUUUACCAUGUUCUUAGAUUCCCAGUGGCUGGCACUGGGAAUAAACCUACAUCCACCUCCCACCACAUCGAGUAUCCCCAAGUCAGCCUUCUCCAAGAACUCUUAUUGAUUCCCUUGUUUUGGAACGCUUAGGCACUUACAUUUAAUCUGCCCCAUUAUUGUGCUCACACGGGUGACACACUUUCUUUUAUACUACCUGAAAUCACCUUCCUUCAGGAAGUUUUCUUCAUGCACUAAAGUACAGGCUUCUAAAGGGAAAAGACUUUGCCUUAUCCAAGUUACAAAAUUUCCUAUGUAUACCCCAGCUAUGGAUCACGGUUGAUGUUCAAUAAAGGCUUCUUUGCUUCCA